Messenger RNA from Monopterus albus (swamp eel), 2879 nucleotides. RefSeq names its product GRAM domain-containing protein 2-like. Gene Ontology annotation, cellular component: endoplasmic reticulum membrane; organelle membrane contact site. The record is from RefSeq and is a predicted model, not a curated record. The transcript is spliced from 13 exons. Gene Ontology annotation, molecular function: phosphatidylinositol-4,5-bisphosphate binding. Lineage: Eukaryota; Metazoa; Chordata; Actinopteri; Synbranchiformes; Synbranchidae. Bases 539 to 1495 code for a protein of 318 amino acids. Gene Ontology annotation, biological process: regulation of store-operated calcium entry.
CAGACUGUACGUUAGCAAGGAAGAGGCUGGGUAAUGGCGGUAAAGGAGCCACCCUCGGUCAGCACCAUGGUCUGAUGUAGUGUGGAUGGCUGCUGCAGCCUUCUGAUUAAAGGGGAUUUGCUUCAUCUCGGUGUUUUAUUUUGGUUUAUGAAAUUGUUUUGCAUGUCAAUCAUUUUGCGUCUUGCCAUAGCCUCAUUGUGCACCUCUUUACAACCAUUGUCUCCCUGUGCUCAUUGUGCACCUCUUUGCAUCCAUUUUUUACUUGCUUAGUGUCUCUGUGUAGCCGUUGGAUUUACUUUCCAACACGUAAUGAUAACUUUUUAGAUUUUCCUGCAUGUAACUCUUUUGUGUAGCUUUUCUCCGCAUGCAGCACGCCUUUAUUUUGCAGGUCACUGCCUGUUACUUCCGGUGGUGCCUCGUUUAAAUGCAGUGAACUUGACUGGUGCUCCGGAGGGACAGACGUACGGGCACCGGACAGUACCGGUCCGUGUUGUACGCCAGCGGACGUGAAUGAAGACUGCAGAAUACUCACAGCUCGAUGACCAUGAUGUCAGAGUACCUGGGGCAGAGUGAGGACGUCAGCGUCCUGCCCCCACCUGAGGUGGAGCCCCCAAGGGAGGAGGACGGACACUGCCCCCUGCCGUUCAGGCUGCAGCUGAUCGAGGACCUGUCCUAUGAAGACGUGAAGAAGUGUUACAGAGGAUCGACCGUCAGCAAGUACAACUCUCAGUACCACAAACUGUUCCAGACUGUGCCUAAAGAGGAGAUCCUGAUGAAAGUGUACUCGUGUGCGUUGUUGAGAGACAUCCUGCUGCAGGGACGACUCUACAUCUCCAGACACUGGCUGUGUUUCUACGCAAACCUUUUUGGUAAAGACAUCAAGGUCUGUAUUCCAGUGGUGUCAGUUCGGCUGGUGAAGAAGCACAAGACUGCCGGUCUGGUGCCAAACGGUCUGGCUAUCACCAUGGACACAGGGCAGAAGUACGUCUUUGUGUCCCUGCUGUCCAGAGACAACGUCUACGACGUCCUCAGGAGGAUCUGCACUCACCUGCAGGUGAACGGGAAGAGCCUGAGUCUGAAGCAGUACCUGGAGGAGCCCAGCUCUCUGUCCAUGGACGAGUUUCCUGAGGUGCUGAAGUGGAGGAGGAAGCCGUCGCUCCCAGACGUCUCAUCCUCCCUCCCAGACUUGCUGGGAAACUCCUCGCCAAGCCUCACCGCUGACGCACCUUUUAGCACGCAUGUGCUCACCGACAGUCAUCUGGAGACCGAGAAGAUCCUGUUGACAGAACCAGUACCCGACCUGGAUCAUAUGGAGUACCAGCUACUGAAACUCUUCAUCCUGCUUGUCUUCCUGCUGGUCGUGUCGUCCUGCUAUCUGGCCUUCAGAGUCUGUCGCCUGGAGCAGCAGCUCAGCUUCCUGAGCAGUCAGCCCGCGCCCAGAGAGAGGUGCGGCGAGGUGCCCUGCUGGCUGGCCAAUCACAGAGCAGGAACCUGAUGCUGAAUCCAAUCAGAAGAAGAAAUCUGUACUUACAUAGACUUGCCAUUAGGGGGUGGUGGUAAGAAGACAGAGGACUGUAGCAGCAUCAGCAGCAGCUAACAUCUGACCCUUGUGGCAACUUGGUUACCAUAGCGAUGUCACAGUAGUCCCACAAACAGUAGACUGACCUCUGACCUGUGUGUUGGUGAGGAGAGGCUACAGAAAUGAAAACAUGCUGUAACAUAAGUAGAGCUUCCUUGUGGAGCAGACUGGCGCAGCGAUAUGUGUGCCACCUACUGACCCACUUCAGGCUCCACUAACACACUCUGGCUGUUCAAUAAUCGGCACCUGUGGCAGCAGGUCCAGGAGGAACGCUCGGUUUUCAGACAGUGACCGAGUCGGGAGGAGCUGCAGCUGCAUUCUCUGCUUUUCAUUCUCUACUUUAAUAGUUCUCCAUGUUACUGAACUGACUCUCCAGAUCAUGUAACCACAACAUACACUCAGGUGUCAGUUUGUUAGCAGCACCUGUCUCAGACUAUAUCAGUGCGAUUCAACAGUCCUCCAUGAUUUGUUCACCUCAUUUACAUUGAUUAGGCCAAAUUCCAGCGCAAGCUCUCAGUGGAACACAGUGCAGGUGUGCACAACCUGCAGGCUCCACAGUGACCACACAGGUGAACCAGCACCUUUGUGACAUAGACUGAACAUCAUCACCUUCAUGGAGGAGGAUUCACUGCAGGACUGUUUGUCUCAGACUGACUUAGUCUGAUACAGGGGUUCCUAAAAAACUCAGUGUAUGUCUGCUAGACUGACAGGUGUAAAUACUACAGUACCCAUGAGCCUCGGCCACUGACGCCCCACUGAAACCCUUCACUGCUGAAGCUGUGAACUAACCAGAGACCAAAGUUAAAUUGUAGCCUCUGACGUAUCGUGUGGAGAACUGAAGGCAUGUCUUACUACGGCUGAGUGUUGCUGGCCCAGAGUAAAUGUAUCACUUCCUGUAAACGCGAACCUCAACCUGUCUGGACAUUUGGCAUCAUUUAGUUUUACACAUACAUUUCAGCACCAAGCAUUGACUCUGCUCAUAUGAGGUAAAGAGGAGGAGGUGGUCCAACCUUACCAGAGCUUUACUUGUGUCACGUCCAUCUCCAGCUGUGUCUGUUAAAGACACUGUGAAGUUAAGGUGAGCUCACUUUAUAUUUCAUGCACUCAAUGUUGAGAGGAGAGGGUGGAAGUGGAGCCUGGGAACCAAGUGUACAAGAGAAGUUCCUUGUACACUUGGUACUCUGUGAAUAACGAUUCCAAUUCUGUAGGAAGAGUGGUUAGUGUUUGCAUGGUCGCCUGUUUCUCUUUGGACUCGUGGUGUAGUUCUACCUGUAACAUUGAUAAACGUUUCUGCUCCUGA